GUAAAAGUUUCAAAAUGCAACAACCAAUACCGCCGCCAAACCAAAAAGGGCGAAAUAUGUUUCAUAAAUGAAGCUACAAAUACGUUAAGCAGAAAACAACCAAUUAACAAAGAACAGGAAAGCCUAUAAAAGAAAUGGAAACGUUGCAAAAGCAGGAAGAAAACAGCUACAAUAAUGAACUAUCCUAUCAAGAUGAAAACUGGAAGGUAGCAACAGCUCACAAAAGGCGUAAAAUAAUCCUAAAUACAAGCGCUAUAACAAUUCCCGAUACAGAAAUGCACCAGUGGCUACAGGUCAUCCCACUCCGAAAUUCUUUCAGCUCACUGAUAAAAGACGGAGAUA
This is a messenger RNA of Bombus impatiens (common eastern bumble bee), 342 nucleotides long. RefSeq lists its product as uncharacterized. The record is from RefSeq and is a predicted model, not a curated record. Lineage: Eukaryota; Metazoa; Arthropoda; Insecta; Hymenoptera; Apidae.